UUCGUUUCGUUUGUUGUUGGCUCCGCGCGCCACUCGGAGACUGUUCUGUGUGUGUCCGGGCAGUUUGUUCUUGCACCCCCUUCCGACGGCGACGGCGACAAUACACAGACACACACACACGCAACAUAACAAAAAAAGGCUCCCCACGACGACGACGACGACGAUGACGGUGCCCAUGUGUCAGUGACCGAAAUGGAGGAAAUGACAAUCGUGUAGGACGGCCCUAAAUGUGUGCUACAGUGGAUUUCCAUGUUUUAAGAUUCAAUUUUAGUUUAGAUUUCUAAAAACGCAUCUCCGAACCCGUGAGAGGUGAAAAGUGUGCGCUUCGGUGUGUCUUCGUGUGUGUGUAUGUGUUUGUGUGGCGCAGUAAAAAGUUAACACAGAAAAUCCGUGGAACCGACCGUCGGAUCAAUUGUGUACCGAGUGUGAUGCAGCCAACUUGAUCUCACGCGGCGAUGAUGAUGAUCGAAAGUGAAUUGAAGCUAGCCAAGUGAAGUGCAAAACGUCUCGCAAAAUCCAAUCAAAGCAGCCCGUAAUUGUGAUUGUUUGCCCGGGAAGCGUAGAAUUGAAUUAUCAGAGAGUGAGAGAGAGAAGAAGAAGAAGAGGUACGAAAAACUCCCGAGACUCCGCUAGUCCGGGUCAGAAGAGGUGCAUGAUUGAUCGCAGAAAGUGCUGACCACGAUGAUGGUGAUAAAGAAGAUGGGCUCCUCACGGACCCGAUCGGUGCUCGUCGGUUCGCUUAGUGUACUACUGCUGCUGGUGCUUUGCUGCUGGCAGACGCACGCCCAAGCUGUUACCGAGUCCCCAUCGAGUACGAGUACCGGUGGCAGUGAGACGAGUACGUUGGGCAACUCGAUCGAAAGCACGGAAUCGACCACCAUCACGGUGGCGGACUCCAGCCUGGAGGUGUUACCGUUGACCGCGAAACCCAACACCUCGAUGGCAGCAACAGCACGGCUCCCGGAACCGGUAGCAACCAGCGCGAGUGCUGAACAGCAGCAGCAGCAGCAGCAGACGAUAGCUGACUCAUCGGCCACGUCUGAGGAAGCGUCCGGCUCCGGAACGACGACAUCAUCGCCCGAACUGCUGGAGGUCAAGAGUAACGGCACCACCAUCAUCACCACCACGAGCCAACCAGAGACCACCGUUGAUGAGCUGGCUUCAGCGGUCAACGAUCAGACAACCCAACAACCCCCGAUCACGACGACGACGACACAGACGACGCUGACGACGAUGAUCGUGUCCGAUGCCACGCCAAAACCGGUUACGGUUCUGCACGUCAAAUCGGCGGAAGAGGAAGCGAACGAUCGGGACGGUACGAAUCCGCCAUCGAUACUGAACCACUUCCUACCGUCCGCCGGUGAAAGCUCGUCCGAGGAGCUGCUCAAGAUGAGCGACGUACGUUCGUCGGCGGAAGUGCCGCGUGGCCGAGCGAUUAGCUUUGGCCCGGCCGAACCGAUUAACUUCGUGACCGCACCCAAUCUGGUCACCACAACACCGAAACCGACGAAAGAACCUUCACCAUCCACCGCGGGAGGCUCGCCGUCGUCGUCGUCGUCGUUCGAUGACCUCAGCAACAUUAGCAUGGAGUCCACGUCCGAUUACGAUGACGAGAGCAAACGGCGCGAGUCCCCGACGUUGGGGCUCGAGCGUGCCACAACCGGUGGGCCAGCGAUGGCCGGUACAGCGGAAACCGUGGUCACACCGAGCGGCGAAUGCAUCUUCACUGGCAUCGAAUACAAGGUUAACGCCACGGUAGACAAGGGUUGCGACGAGCGGUGCCAUUGCGAGGAGGACGGUAAAUGGCGCUGCGAACCCCGCUGCGGUCGACCGUUCGUGAAGCGUGGCAAAACGGCGAUGGGACCGGGAGCCGGUUGCUACGAGGCACCCUCGAAGACGGACGAAUGCUGUGCCACGCUCAUCUGCCCCUCGGAGCGCCUAACGGCCGAUGGAAAUGGUGCAGUAGAACCAACCAUCUUGCCGACAUCCGAGGAAUCGACCACAGCGAAGGCGAUCGUCACCGGGUGCAUCUAUCGGAACCACUCGUACGGUGUGAACGAACGGUUAGAGGUGGGCUGCGAUCAGAUCUGUACCUGUACCGGUGAAGGGGAGAUGGAGUGUGUGGCCCGGUGUGCCCCACUGAACGCUACCCGGUCGGAACAGUGCGUGGUGCUAGUGGAUCCGCACGAUCCUUGCUGCCAGCGCGAAUUCUGUGACGUCACGCUGGAUGAUCAUGAGCAGAACAGUGGCGUCAUGAUGAUGAUGGCACCGGCCGCCUCUUCCUCUUCACCUUCGACGACGCAGACACCGGACACAUCACCCAGUACUUCUGUCCAACCGGGCGCAGAUUGUGUCUUCAAAGGACGUAGCUAUCGAUUGAACGAUAAGGUGCACGACGAAUGUAACGCACUGUGUCUCUGCACCGAAGCUGGUAUGCACUGUGCGAAGAUCGAGUGCCCGUCGGAGUUCGGGCUGGACGUGCUGGAUCCACACUGUCUCAAGUGGGGCCCGGAACCGGCCACCUUCCGGGCGAUCGCACCCCGGUGCUGUCCGGAGCGGAUGCGUUGCAUCGAUAAUGGGACCUGCGAGUACAAGGGUCAGUUCUUUGACAAUUGGUCCGAUAUUCCGAGUAAUCUGACCGGUUGCGAGCAGCACUGCUAUUGCGAUACGGGUAUUGUCGAGUGCCGACCAGCCUGUCCACCGGUACCGGUCGCACCACCAUCCCAUCUACCGUGCAGCUCACGGAGCGCACGCCUUAUGCCGAUUCCCGGUGAGGAGUGCUGCAAACACUGGACCUGUAUGCCUGGCGCCGGUGAUAAUGGGCUCGUGAGUGGCAACGACGUACUGAAACCAUUGCUCAUGCCGGACACAAUAGACCAAUUCCUUCCGACCAAACCAUCGAAGGCGACUGACGCGAAACCGACGAGCUCGCCGCAUGACAAUAAGGAUAAACAUUCCGGGGGUGACUCUGGGGGCGGCCCCACCCUACCCUUCUACCCCACGAUCGAUGGCAAAUUGCCACCGAAGGUGCCGCAACCGGAGAAACCUUCGCACAAGAAGUACUCCCCGAACGGCAAGGAGGAAUCGGGCAAAAAGGGUGAUCAUUUCAAUGCCAUCUUCGGUGGUGCCCAGCAUCCGGAUGACGGUCCAUCGCAUCCGAUUGGGCCCGAUGAGGGCAAGUACGAUUACGGGAGCUACGAGGAGGGUAUGAAACCGCACGUUACGCUCGGUGUACAGCGUCCCGGACCGCCGGGAUACUACGGACCGGAACUGAAACCACACUACGAACCGGGUACCGGCGGUGAUUUCAAUCCGUACCUUCAUCCACUGGUGACUACUGGUGCAGGUGCAGGUCAACAUGUUGGUGUACCUCCAGGUCAGCAGCAUCCGGGUGGACUGGUGGUGGAUAAGCAACAUCAGCAACUGUUGAACGUGCUCGGACCGAACGGGCCUGGCAGUUUGCCACCGAACAUACGGAUCGAGCAACUGUUGCAACACAUACAGAACUCACAGGAACCGGCAGGACCACCACCGAUACUGCACCCUGGUCAGGCCCCCCAUCUUCCCAACCAUCCUGCCGCCUACCCGCAGCACCCACAAAUGGCGGUACCACCACAAACGACUGGCAAUGGCAUCAACUACAACCAGUACGGUCCUGGAGGACCACCCGGUCUAGGAUUUCCGCAGUUGCAGCUCGAUCUGAAGGUGCUAGCCCUGGACGCGAUCGAUCCGAACACCGUGCGCGUAAUCUUUCUCGUGCCUCAGGUCUACGUCGGAUUGCACGGGCGUGUGGAGCUACGGUACACGCGGACACGCAACAACGAUACGAGCACCUGGCAAUCGCAGGUGUUCGCCCCACCGGACGAUCUGAUAGCGACCCCCCAGCUGGAGUUUGAGCUGCCCGGUCUAAACGCGAACACGGAGUACCGUGUGAAGAUAACGCUUAUCCUGCGCGACGUUAACUCGCAACCCUCUAGUCAGGUGUACACCGUCCGGACACCGUCGGAUCGUGUCAUCACACCACCACCACCACCGAUCGGCAUCGGUGGCGGUACCGGCCAUUUCCCGCACAUGAGCCAUCCGACCAACUUCCUGAAGGAGAUCAUCCAAGAUCCGGAGCUGCGCGCAUCCGAGGUGAACUCGACGUGGGCUCGCAUCAGCUGGCGUAAGCUGGAUGAUGAGGAGCUCGAUUAUGUGGACGGUAUUCAGUUGCGAUACCGGGAGCUGGAUGGUAAGGUGUACGAUGCUACGCCCCUUAUUCACCGAGCGCUCAGCGAGUAUACGGUGGAGAACUUAAAACCACAGACCCGGUACGAGGUCGGUAUCUUCUUCAUUCCCUUCCCGGGCCACGGAGAGGAGGUUAGAGCGGGAGAGAUGCUACAGAUCAGUACGGUACCGCGUAUCGACGUGUACGGGUUCGAGGUCGUCGUGAACGCGACCAAAAUCAAGGCCACCAGCGUGGAGGUCAACUGGUCCGGUGUACCGUACCCCGAGGACAAGUACAUCAACAUCUAUCGUGCAAUCUAUCAAAGUGAUAGCGGAAAGGAAGACUAUAGUGUGUUCAAGGUAGCCAAACGAGACUCGACGACCGGUACGCUCAUUAUGGACCUCAAACCGGGCACCCGGUACCGGCUGUGGCUCGAGAUGUACCUCACGAAUGGUAGCAUCAAGAAGAGCAACGUGGUCAACUUUAUCACCAAACCGGGCGGACCUGCCGUUCCGGGCAAAACAGAUAAACUAGCCGCUGCAGGAGCGGCCGGCAGCGUAAACGGUGACUACUAUGGUCCGCUAGUGGUCGUUGCGGUCAUCGCAGCCCUAGCCGUCAUGUCCACGCUGAUACUGCUGCUCAUACUGACGAGGCGAAGGGUACAAAGUGCCACCAUUACGCCGCCUCGUAAAAACGAUGCCUCUUACGACAAUCCGAGCUAUAAGGUGGAAAUCCAGCAGGAAACGAUGAAUUUAUGAUUCGAAAGCAUUUCGCUUUGAGGAUUGCGUGAGGCCAUUCCUGACCCCCGAUCGGCACACGCCGCCGCGCAUAUUUAUUUGUGUUCCCGAAGGAGCGGCCAACUGCAUCGUUGGCAUCGUGUACAUAGUAAUAGUCCGUCCGUUUUUGGCAGGCCCAAUCUGUUCACACACACACACACACACGAUGGCGACCCGCCAUGUCUUCCCCCUUUUCUCUCCUCGUCAUUAUUGCUUGGCCAUAGACUCUGUUGUAUAGAUUCGUGACGGGAGCUCCAUCCGGCAUCACACGAACGAAAAUGCAUGUAAAUAAUACUCCAAGUGAGAACAACUUAUUAGACCGGAUCGGAAACAUUUAUGCUGCCUGGUGUAGGCGCAGGUGCAUCACAAAAUUAUCACCACUAUCUUUACGAUUACCUUUUGCAAAUGUCGGUUUAUAAUCUUAGGAUUCCUGUGUAAAUAAACGAUAGAUCUUUUA
Molecule: messenger RNA, 5440 nt
Organism: Anopheles darlingi
Lineage: Eukaryota; Metazoa; Arthropoda; Insecta; Diptera; Culicidae
Gene: sas
Product: putative epidermal cell surface receptor
Exons: 10
Coding region: 682-4965 (1427 amino acids)
Molecular function (GO): protein binding
Source: RefSeq, a predicted model, not a curated record